AUGGGAAGGGCUAGCACUGCUGAGCGAAGCCAUAUUGGAGAUUGCUUGAGUCGAGUGAGAGGCGACGAGUGCAACAUCGAGUACGACGGGAAGUUGUAUUCCUUAACAUCGUCUGGGGAUCUCAACUAUCCCGACCUCGCGAAUUUUCCAGUUGUUCGAGCUAGCGAGGUGUCCCCCGUAAAAGAGAGCCCCGAUAUAGCUUCCCUGCGGAGGAGUUCUGUGCUAGUAGAUUUUGGGUCUCACUCCUGUAUCCGACGAGUCGAUUCACAGCCUUACCCAAUUAUCAAGCUAGCGCAUCCCGAUGCUCUAUCCAUUGCCCUCCUACAAUACGAAUAUAAAGUGCUUGACCGGCUGGCACUAUUCGACCUACCAAUCCCUUCCUUUUCCGACAAACCAAUUUUCGAAUCUGGCAAGAUACGCGGCUACCAGAUGAAAGAGCUCUAUAAAUUGGAACAUGACGAGAUGCGUCUCCGUUCGGAGGAAAUCAAACGAGCCGUAAAGCAGUUCCACGAAGCGGGCUAUUCGCACGGAGACUUGAGCCUGAGCAACGUUAUGAAAGAUGACCAAGGGCGCAUUGUACUUAUUGAUGUUAGCUUCAGCGGUCCAAUUGGGGCGAAGAUACCGUCUUGGGUUCCGAAUUGGGCUUAUGAAGGGGCAACAUUCCACACAGCGAGCGACAUGAAACGAAUGCAGAGUUUCUUAUCCUGA
Molecule: messenger RNA, 708 nt
Organism: Trematosphaeria pertusa
Lineage: Eukaryota; Fungi; Ascomycota; Dothideomycetes; Pleosporales; Trematosphaeriaceae
Exons: 2
Coding region: 1-708 (235 amino acids)
Source: RefSeq, a predicted model, not a curated record